AUCUUCGAGCCAAAACCUAGAGGGAAUUUUUUUAAUUUCUGACACACGUCGAGGUUUCCAGCGGCUGUCCAUCCUGCCAGGCGUGAAGAACCCGUUUUAAAGCUUCUCUGUUCGGAAAAUGUCCGGUCCACUGGAGAGAGUGGUAGCCCAGAAGAAAGAGGCCAUUGAAGCAGUGAUGGAGAUGUUUGAGAAAGGGGCUGAGGUGGUCGCCAGCGCUGUUGGAGAGCUGUGUCCUCUUUUCGAAGCUGCUGCCCCAGUUUUGAGGCUGGUUCUGGACAAUGUGGAGAGCAAAGAGGUCAUUUAUGUGAAAGAUCAGUUUCUAGCUGUGAGGAGCAAACUGGAUGUCCUUUCAUCUCAACUGGAAGACAUCAACUGUGAGAUUAAGAAAGGACGCAUAGAUUCUCAAUUCUUCUCUGUGGAGGAGAAUAUACUCAACCAGUUUAGAAAAUAUAUGGACAUACUGGAGGCCAAACCAGAGUACAAAGAGGUCAGAAAACGUGUGUUCUUGCAAAAUUUUCCCAAAACUGGAGGAGACAAAAAUCUCUUUUUGCUUUAUGAUGCCCUGAUGGGAAACGGCACAUUUGGCGAGCCAGUUCUGGAUGUUAUGGAGGAAUACGAGGCUAGAAACCGAAGGAUGAUGGAAGACUUCUGUGUUAGACUGAAGGAGCUUCUCUGCCUGGGAAUAAUCCCUUUACUGGGAUAUUACUUUCUCACUCAGGGCGAAGAGGCCGAGCAAGAGAAGAUUCAAGAGUGGAACAUGAAGAUUCAAGAAAUUGAGAUGAAGAUGAAGGAAACCAUCGAGAGAUGUGUGAGUUCAUUUCCAGAGCAAGCUGAACUGGACAUCAACAGGCUUGUGAAGGAGAAAGAGGACUCAAACCUCCAAGAUUUGGCUAAGGAACUGCUGGAAUUUCUGGUGAAGAAGUACGACUGGGUGAGCUGGUCCAUCAGAGUCAUUACUAACAUGAGCAAAUAUAGAGACUUGAGAGCUGGACAAAACUUUCAGUGUGUGGCCGGACAGAAAUGUUUUGAAGUGUCUCAAGGAAACGACACUAAUCUGGUGGUGUCCUACUGCAGCAACCCGCAGCCCGUGCCCGAUGAGAGCGUAAAACAGAUGAUGGACGGUCCUGCCAAGAAAGGAGAUGCCAAAGCUGUAGUGGAGGUCCUGGACAAACAGCUAUCUGGGUUUUUGGUUCACGCUAUCAGUCGUCACAAGGAGAGCUUUGCUGUGUCGAGUUUUCCUGAAGAAUGCCAUUACUGGGAAAAACAUAAGAAUGUCAAUGUGUGUGUGCAUUCUGAGUAAACAUAUAAACAUGUAUAAAAUUCAAGGCAUAUUCAAGAUAUAAACAAAUAUACUGGUGCAAUUUCUUCAUCUAAACAGCAGCUAUUCACAUAUAUGGCAUUAUUCAUUGUCAGCUUGCAAUCAAUUGUCUGUAAAAUUAUUGUAAUUCAUUGCACACUCUUCAUUGUCACAUUUAGAGAUGAUACCAAAGUAAUCUUACUGUUAUUUAAAUAACUGUCAUUAUAUAAAAAACUAAAUGUAAUUGCACUUUUUUUCAAGCAAAUAUAUUCAAUUUGUAUCAUGCUAUGCUAUAAAUGUAUAUGUCUCUAUGACUGAAAUCACCCCUUUAAAGAAGUAGCAUGCAACAUUGCUGUGAAGUUUGUGUAGAAUGUUGAAAGCUAAGAAAAGCGGCUUUUGGACUACACAUAGUGUUAUAAUGGUGCCAAGACAGGCCUUUGUGUGAAUGACAUGGAGCCAAAAGAACAAAAGUGCCCCGUAACAAAAAAAUUCUCAUGCAACAACUUCAAUUGUCUUAAUUUAGUACUGAUAAAUUAGAAACUGAGCCUAUACUCGUAAAAAAGGAAACACAGAGAAUUUGCAAAAUGUAUUUAUUUGCAAAAAAGAAAAAAACAUUGACACCCCAUGCUAUGAAACACAACUCAGGGCCGCAUUAAUUCAAUUACAGCUUUUUUACUAAAGUCAGCGUUUUCAUCUUGGGGCUGCAGUAAUAGAACGAGUGGGGUUUAGCUCUGUUAACAUAAAGCUCAGGAGCUUCAGAUUUGCUGUGAUCAGCUCUUCAGAUCCAGUCUCUAAGAUCAUUGAAACACAGAGUAAGGGAACAAUCCAUCAUUAUAGUAUACUUUACACUUUUAUUCUAUUGUAUUCUUUUAUCCUUAUUGCACCUUCUGUAAGUUUCUAUUAAUAAAAAAUAUCAUUUAAAAAGCCAAUAUCGUUUAAUAUUUGAAGCAAACCUUUUCAACCAGCUUCUUCUCUUGUUUCAGAGAUUAAAUAGAAAACAUGGUCCAGCCGAUGGCAAUUUCUAAAUUUAUUAGUGGUUGAGGCUUCUGUCUUGGUUGGAGCUAUUGAUUCGUGUGGCUUCCAUCUCUGAUACAGAUUUCCAAGUGGCUGAACCUUAAACCCGACUGCUAUAAUACCAAAACAGAUUCCAAUAUGACAUAGCGUUUCUGAGUUCUGUUGGACAAGAAUAACUAAACGAAUCCACUGUGUUCAGGAAAGGGCAUCAGUCAGUAUCAAUAUUUAAUAAACAAAUGAGUGAUGUUAUGAAGCCCAACAUAACAGCACAACAGCAGAGUCACUCGAUCAAUCCCAGGAUGCCUCACUCUGGCUGAAUCUGCCAAUCACAGGCUGAACUAAUGACAUUACCUUUUCAUCAGAGUGGACCAUCGACCGCUCUCCUGCCUUUAAGUGGUCUGAUCUGAUAAAAAGCAUUAAAACAUUUGUACUGUGACACACACCAGCUCACCGCACCGGCUUUAUCCUAUGUACUGUAUAGUUCUACAUUUUCAGAAUAUUUUGUCUGAAU
Messenger RNA from Triplophysa rosa, 2822 nucleotides. It is a transcript of the gene rpz6, whose product is annotated as rapunzel 6. The transcript has 2 exons. The record is from RefSeq and is a predicted model, not a curated record. Bases 119 to 1300 code for a protein of 393 amino acids. NCBI's taxonomy places the organism in Eukaryota, Metazoa, Chordata, Actinopteri, Cypriniformes, Nemacheilidae.